This is a messenger RNA of Paramecium octaurelia, 305 nucleotides long. The record is from the annotation of a GenBank genome assembly. NCBI's taxonomy places the organism in Eukaryota, Ciliophora, Oligohymenophorea, Peniculida, Parameciidae.
AUGGGCGAGAACAAGAUCACCUACUUCGGUAUCAAAGGCAAAAUAGAAACUAUGAAAUAAAGAAAAACUUAUGAUGGAGAUGCAGUUUAUAUAUCAGUAUGAAUUUAUUGGUAAUUUAACCCGAAUGAUUGAAUAAAGAAAUGUAUGGAAAGGAUUCUGACAUAUGGUCAAUUGGUAUUUCAGCUGCAGAAUGUUUAAUGGGCAAACAUUCUAUAUAGAAAACUCAAUUUAUAUGGUUAAUGAAUUAUUUUAUUUAACAUACAGAAUGUUCAAGCUAAGAUUAAAGUAGAAAUGAAAAAAAUUGA